UCGUAGUUUUGUGUACACCUGAUUCAAAUUCUUAAGUAUAUUUUCUAAAGUAAUUAGGGUUUCUGGGGAUUGAUUUACGGUGAGUUUUGGUAAAUAGAAAUCUGUCUACCUUCAGGAGAGAUUUUGCCACAAAAUGAGUCAUGUGUAUGGGAGAGCGAGCACUGAGAAUAGAUUAAACCUCAGUGCUAACUACAGUCCUGGGACAAUGAAGACCCCAGAGAGUGAAUCUGGUCUAGCCCUCUUAGCCAGACUAGGUACUCGACCGAGCAUGAAGAACAUAGACUCUCAGUUCUUCCCCUCUGGCCUGGACCCUUAUGACAUUGUGGAAGUCAGUGGCAACAAAGGGACAGGCAAGUCGUCUUUCAUCUCACAUUUGAUCCUGAAUGCCCUGAUGCCUGAAGCCUGGUAUGGGAUUAAGCUGGGAGGAAGCAGUUGUGGGGUGGUGUUCAUUGAUGCUGAUUUGCACUUCAGUAUCUUGCAGAUGGAAAACAUGUUGCAGAGGAGGAUUAAGAAAAUGGUUAAAAGUGCUAGGGCAGAGGUCAAGGGAUUGGGUGGCAGUAAGGCAGCAGACAGUUUGGUCUGCAGUCCCAAGGCAUUCCAAGAUUUUCUGCAUUUAGGGAAAAGGCAGCAGGAGAGUGAAAUCAACAAAUUAACAAGGGACUGCUUGAAAAACCUUGUCUACCUGAAGUGCACAGACAGUUUUCAGUUUACCAUCACAUUGCUCUCACUUGAUGAACUCACGCAAAACCGAGACAACAUAUCCCUUGUUGUCAUAGAUAGUAUCUCGGCCUUUUAUUGGUAUGACCGCACCUAUAAGGCAGGAACCUGGUAUAAGCUUGAGCAACACUACAAUCGGAUCUUCAAGGUCUUUCUUGGCCAUAUCAGGAAGCACAAACUUGUCCUCCUCACCAGCCGUCAGGCCCUCUUCCAAAAGAGGUCAUCAAAGGAAGAACGCAAAACCAGCUACCAAAAUGAGGAUGUAGAUGGAGAUUUUGAUGUCACGGACUAUGAGUACUUAGGUAGAGAGUGGGCCAGUGCCGUGACACAGCGUAUUUACUUAUCAAUCGACACUCCAGGGGAAACUUCAAAUACAGUCUUGCCUCAAGAACAGCAGGUGCAUAAUAUGCAAGAUUCAAACUGUCAAGGUGAGGAAUCUUUCAGUAUCAUGGAUAAAUCCACUAAAGAAAGAACAACAUAUUUGGCUGAAGUGAAUGGAAAAAAUAACAAAAAAAACAAACUCACUUUUACAAUACACGAAGAUGGUAUCAGACAUUUGAUUGCAAAAGAGUAAAGUGUUUUUUCAGAUUUGUAUUUAUUUGAUUUCUGAUUAGAAAUUGUGUGUUUAUUUUGCUUUCUAG
Molecule: messenger RNA, 1358 nt
Organism: Penaeus vannamei (Pacific white shrimp)
Lineage: Eukaryota; Metazoa; Arthropoda; Malacostraca; Decapoda; Penaeidae
Gene: Xrcc2
Product: X-ray repair cross complementing 2
Biological process (GO): DNA strand invasion; double-strand break repair via homologous recombination
Cellular component (GO): Rad51B-Rad51C-Rad51D-XRCC2 complex; centrosome; replication fork
Molecular function (GO): four-way junction DNA binding
Source: RefSeq, a predicted model, not a curated record